Strongyloides ratti is the source of this 606-nucleotide messenger RNA. RefSeq lists its product as hypothetical. The transcript is spliced from 3 exons. The record is from RefSeq and is a predicted model, not a curated record. Bases 1 to 606 code for a protein of 201 amino acids. Lineage: Eukaryota; Metazoa; Nematoda; Chromadorea; Rhabditida; Strongyloididae.
AUGCUUUUUACUAUAAGUCCACAGUUAUCUUUACAACAAACUUUAAGACCACGUUCCUCUUGUUUAGAGCAUUACUUAGCUGGUGAGGGGGGAACAUAUUAUGAUGAUGAGGUGACACUACCAAUAUCAACACCACAUUCAGAUAGUGAUUCUACAUAUUUUAUUAAAUGUAGAAUGCCAAAAAGUGGAGAAGGUUAUGAAAAAGUUGAGACAAUAAUAAGGAAUGCCCUGGAACAAUGGCAUCCUAUAGGAAGAUCUGAGAAACGUACAAUUGGUUAUCAAAUUAAAGAUAAAUAUUUAAUUGAUAAAAUUCUUCAAGAUUCCAGUACAUGUGAACAAACAAUAACAAUAGAUUGGACUGAAUGUUUAAAAAAUGAGUUAGUAAAAGUUCCAAUAAGAAAUAUGAAUUUAAAAAAAGAAAUAAGUCAAUUGAAUUUAUGGCAAGAUAUAAAUAAUAAGUUAGAUGGACAUGAUGAUGAAUAUUUUAUGGGAAUGGUUGAGGAUGACGAUUAUUAUGAUGAAAAUGAAAUAUUAUUUGAGUUAGUAAGUUAUUCUGGGCAGAAGAUAGGAUUUAGAAGACUUGACAGUGAAAGAGGUAUGUUUUAA